Messenger RNA from Labeo rohita (rohu), 6317 nucleotides. RefSeq names its product TSC complex subunit 2 (gene tsc2). Gene Ontology annotation, cellular component: TSC1-TSC2 complex; cytoplasm; nucleus. The record is from RefSeq and is a predicted model, not a curated record. NCBI's taxonomy places the organism in Eukaryota, Metazoa, Chordata, Actinopteri, Cypriniformes, Cyprinidae. Gene Ontology annotation, biological process: negative regulation of Wnt signaling pathway; negative regulation of insulin receptor signaling pathway; regulation of cell cycle. Gene Ontology annotation, molecular function: GTPase activator activity.
CAGUAAAGGGGGCUGGUGAGAGCUGGGGCAGUUCUGUUGGCUGAGACACUGCGUGACAAAUAAAUGCAUAAAUCGGGAGCGAUUCAGUUCUAUCUUUUAGUUUUAUGUUCUCGAUAUCAUCCCACCUCCACCAUCCGCAGACGGCUUGAAGAUGAAUAAACAGCCCAGUAAAGAGUCUCUGCGGGACCGGGUUAAGGGGAUUUUUGGCCUCGGUCCGCCUCGGCCCCACAGCAAACAGACCGAGAGCAAACCGUCAGAGUUUAUCAUCACGCUGGACAUCCUGAUGGAACUCACUUCAGAGUACAGCCUCCACCACCGGAUCAGAGUCAUCAACCACGUGUGCGAUCUUGCCAAAUCUAAGAAGUUUGAGGAGCAUGCGGUGGAGGCUGUAUGGAAGGCCGUGGAGGAUAUGAUGCAGCCUGAACAGCCGCCUGAAGCCCGUCAUGCAGUGCUGGUGCUACUAAGAGCCAUUAUACAGGGACAGGGUGAGAGGUUGGGUCCACUCAGAGCGUACUUUUUCAAGAUCAUUUUGGACUAUCAGCCCUCAAAUGAAGAUCUGGCUGAGAGACUGGAGGUGUUCAAGGCACUCACGGAGAACGGGAAAGAUAUCACCUACCUCGAGGAGGAGAUCGCUCGGUUCGUCCUGCUGUGGAUGGACAUCGGUCUGUCAUCGGAUUUCCUGCACGUCCUUGUGAACUUGGUCAAAUUCAACUCCUGCUACCUGGAUGAGAACGUCUCCCUCAUGGUCCAGAAAAUCUGCCUUCUGUGUAACCGGACGACUUCCUCCACGGAUAUUGAGGUUGCACUGCAGGUGUUGGACGCUGUGGUGUGUUAUAACUGCCUGCCCUCCGACUCUCUGACAGUGUUCAUCAUCACACUGUGCCGAACAGUUAACGUGAAGGAGUUCUGUGAAUCCUGCUGGAAGCUGAUGCGUAAAGUGUUGGGAACUCACCUGGGUCACAGUGCCAUAUACACCAUGUGCCGUAUCAUGGAGGAGAGGGUGUACAGUGAGGAUGCCGCUCUUCUCAGGGGGGCUGUGUUUUUCGUUGGUAUGGCACUGUGGGGAGCUCACAGACUUCCUGCCCUCAAAAACACGCCCACUCUCGUCCUCCCUUCCUUUUACAAGGCCAUGAGCUGCGCUAAUGAGGUGGUUUCCUAUGAGAUUGUGCUGUCGAUCACGCGACUCAUCAAGAAGUACGGCCGAGAGCUGCACGUUGUCACGUGGGACAUCCUGCUGUCCAUUAUAGAGAGACUCCUGCAGCAGAUACAGACGAUGGGCAGUCCUGAUCUGAAGGUGAUCGUUUAUGAGUUACUGAGCACCGUCGAGGAGCUGUACGAGCAGAAUGACUUCCACGGAUCCUCGCAGAGAUUCUUUAGCCUGGUGGAGAAGUGUGCAGAUAAACGUCCCGAUGCGUCCGUGUUGACGUUGAUUUCCUACAGAGCUCAAUCCAUCCAGCCAGCCAAAGACGGAUGGCUGCAGAACCUGCUGAAACUCAUGGAGAAGUUCUUCAGGAAUGAGAGCCGUACUAUGAUCAGAAUUAAGGUUCUGCACAUCCUGUCCUUCGUACUCAGCACAAACCGGCAGCUCUAUGAAGAGGAGCUGAUCGAGGUGGUGGUGAUUCCUCAGCUGGGUCAGAUUGCCGAAGAUCGAGAUCUGUCCGUCAGGAAACAAGCCACGCAGCUGCUGGUGGAUCUCGCUGAGGGCUGCAACACACAUCACUUCAGCAGCUUGCUCGACAUCAUCGAGAAGGUUGCUAGUCGUCCGUUAACAUGCUCUAUGGAGGGUGAGAGAGAGCUGUCUGUGGAGUCGCCCAUGGAGGACGUCCGGACCGCUAUACUGGGUUUGCUAGACAUACUACAGAGUAAACUGUACAGUCUGCCCGCCAGUCACGCCAGUCGAGUGUACGAGCUACUGAUUUCUCAUCUGCAGCUUCACUACAAGAACAAAUACUACAGUGCCAUUGGGAGCUCCAUACGGCUCAAGGUUUUUGAUUUCUUACUGAUGAUGAGGGCUGACUCUCUUCAUCGCCUGGGUGUCCCCAAUAAAGAUGGAGUCCUGAGAUUCAGCCCAUACUGUCACUGUGACGUUGGGGAGUCUGAGAAGAGAGUGACCGAUAAGAAGCCAACAGGAACUGUGUCGCCACCGACAGGAAGUCCCACCCCUGCAGCUCCGCCCUCCUCCAUUCGCACUGCCUAUCUGCCCUACAGCCUGGCCUUCAACGUUUUACUACAGUGCCUGAAGAUGGAAACUGACUGGAAAGUUCUGAAGCUGGUUCUGGAUAAGAUGUCCUGCACAAUCCAGUACAAAGUUUUGAUUCUGGCAUCACCGUGCAACAUCGAUCAUCUGUGUUCGACUCUCUGCUCUAUGGUGACGGACCGUCUGAUAUCAGAGCGUUUGAAGAAAACUCCUGAUGGAUUCUCCCUCACUGAUGUUCAGCUCGCUGUGGUUCCUGUUCUCACUGCCCUCACCUCCUACCACAGCUACCUAGAGCAGUCCCGACAGAGGGAGCUGGUUCAGUGUUUGGAGAAGGGCCUGAUUUACCGCUGUGCUAAGCAGUGUGUGGUGGCUCUGACCAUGUGCACCGUUGAGAUGCCCGACAUCAUGAUCAAACUCCUUCCCGCCCUCAUCGUCAAGCUCACGCACAUCUCUGCAACUGUCACCAUGGCAUCACCCAUGCUGGAGUUCCUGUCCACAUUAGUGCGGCUCCCACAUCUAUAUGCUAACUUCGUAGCUGAGCAGUAUGUUAGCGUGUUCGCCAUAUCAUUGCCGUACACCAACCCCUCAAAGUUCAAUCAGUACAUAGUGUCUCUCGCCCAUCAUGUGAUCGCCAUGUGGUUCAUACGCUGCAGGCUUCCUUUCAGGAAAGACUUCGUUCAGUACAUCACCAAGGGUCUCCGUUCGAACGCUCUUCUGCCGUUCGAUGAUAGUCAUGAGCAGAGCAGCUUCAGAGCGCGCAGCACCAGCCUGAACGAGAGGCCCAAGAGUUUGCGGACGACCAAAGUGGCGAAGCAGGGCCCCAGCGCAAACUCUCCCGUUAAAGACCUGAAAGAUCUGUCGGCCAUGGACGCCUUCCGCUCCCGAAGCAUCAGUGUGUCCGAGCAUGCGGUGCGCAGGAUGCAGACGUCCAGCACCACCUGCAGCCUGGGUUCGGCUGACGAGAACGCGGUGAUGCAGGCGGACGACGCACUGAAGACGGUCCAUCUGGAGCUGACCGAGACCUGCCUGGACAUGAUGGCGCGAUACGUCUUCUCCAACUUCUCUGCCCUGCCCAAGAGGUCUCCCAUCGCUGAGUUCCUGUUAUCUGGUGGCCCCAGUAUGACUUGGCUGGUUGGGAAUAAGUUAGUGACCAUAACCACCAGCGGCGGGUCGCGAACCCAAGCCCUUCUGGGCCUGGAUAUGGCCGAGAGACCCGGAGGAGGAGGAGAAAUGACCAGGUCCGACCCGUCAUUACACACCCGACAGACGAAAGAGGCUCCUGCUAAACUCGAGUCCCAGUCGGGCCAGCAGAUCAGCACCAACACUCGCACACGCGUCCGCUCCAUAUCAGGUGGUCACGCUCUGCGAGCCGGUCCGGCUCAGAGUCUCAGUCCUCUGGUGGCGUCUCCUGAGGGCGAAUACAGCGGCCCGCUGCCUCCACCGGGCCCCCCACUGGAAGUCCUGGGGUCCCAGAGGGGAGUGGAAGAGCAUCCGGCACCCUCCGCCUCCCAGUCCUCCCCGCCAUUUAAAGACAAGUCCAGCCUGGCUGAGUUUGUGCCCAUGCUGACACAGGGCUGGGCUGAAAUCUUCAUCCGCCGUCCCUCAGGUAACACAAGCUGGCUGAUGUGUCUGGAGAACCCGCCGAGCCCGUUCUCAUCCGAGCUGGGGAACGUCCCGCUGCAGGAGCUGUCCACUGUGUUGAUGGCCAUGGACGGGGUGAAGGAACCCCAGAGCGAGGCCCCUGUUGCCCAGGGCGAGGCACCCCAGCCACAGGGGAGGCCCUGCCCCAUCCAGCGCUCCAACACCGUGGGCGCUCUGGGCUCUCUCUGCUCCGCCGAUACGCCGGGCAGGUUACACAGGAGUAUAUCGUGGGCAGAUUCGGUUGUGUUGGAAGAAGGUGGACGGAGCAGAGCGACUGUAUCAGCAGCUGAGUCCAAAGAGCUGGAGGAGUUUGAGGCCAUACCAUCUGAACCUAUUUUCAUGAGCACUGCUACAACACCAGCUGGCAUGCUGAGCAGAUCCUCCUCAACAUCUAGUCAGGAUGAUGAGAAGUCGACCCUGGAGGAAGUGAGUGAAGGCGGUAUCCCCAUCGAUCAGCCUCCACCAUCCCUCUCCACCCCGGGGCUGCAAGACACUGACCUCACCUUCUCACAUGCUACGUUAAAUAAAUCGAGUUCCUCCCCGGAGCUCCAAACUCUCCCAGAGGCCUUCACCAAGGCUGCGGCCCAGAGCGGCUCUGGGGAGGACUUGCUCAGCUCCAAGAUCCAGAUGGUGCAGGCUGAGAGAGAUGCCCCAGGUGAAAGCACGUGGCCGGGAGAGAGCGUCGUAUCAGCUGGCCCAUCCAGCUCCAGCGCUAGCAUCUCCGUCUCAUCUUCCUCCACUUCCAGGAUGAGGCUGGAGUUUCCCACGGCCCAGCCGGGAGCCCUGUCUCCCACCGGACACAGGCCCCGCGGACACACUAUCUCGGUGUCCGCGCCGUCGUCCCGCAGAGGGGAGAGGAAGAUGGACAGAGACUCGUACCACAAUCGAGGAGGUCCAUCCAAUGCUGAGAAGAGCUCAGGACUCAGUCCCAGCUUCGUCUUCCUGCAGCUCUAUCACUCGCCGUUCUUUGGCAAUGAAGCCAACAAACCCCUCCUGCUGCCCAAAUCUCAGCUGAUAGAUCGUGCCGUCAAAGUCUUGGAUCAGAUGCCUCCGUACGACACUCAUAAGAUUGGUGUGGUGUUUGUUGGAGCUGGACAGGCGAAUAACGAGGUGUCGAUCCUCUCCAACGAGUACGGCUCCAACCGCUACGCUCAGUUCCUCACGGGCCUGGGAAAACUCAUACACCUGAAGGACUGUGACCCAGACCAGAUCUUCCUGGGUGGACUGGAUCAGUACGGAGACGACGGCGAAUUCACCUAUUGCUGGCACGAUGACAUCAUGCAAGCCAUUUUCCAUAUAGCCACUCUCAUGCCGAACCGUGAAAGCGACAAGGGCUGCUGCAAUAAGAAACGCCACAUUGGGAACGACUUUGUGGUGGUGGUUUACAAUGACUCUGGAGAGGAGUACAAACUCGGCACCAUCAAGGGUCAGUUCAAUUUCGUGGAGGUGCUGAUAAAGCCUCUUGACUACGAGAGCAACCUGGUCACGCUGCAGUGCCGGAAAGAUCUGGAGGGUUUGGUCGACACCAGUGUGGCAAAGAUCGUUUCUGACCGCAAUCUACCACUGCUUGUGAGACAGAUGGCACUGCAUGCAAAUAUGGCUUCGCUGGUGCAUCAGUGUAGAGCGAACCCAUCAGAUGCCUACGCUUCAAAAUGGCUGGCAAGAUUGAGACAUAUCAAGAGGAUCAGGACACGGGCUCAGGAGGAAAUUCAGUCGCGCCCUACUCAUGGAAUCUCUCUGACCCAAGGCCACGCCCCCAUGCAGAAUAAACCCACCCACCAGCCUUCCGGCUCUGCUUCGAACCCGGACGCCGGCCAGAGGAAGAGGCUGGUGUCCACCGUCGACGAUUUCACAGACUUUGUCUAGCGAGAGUCCCGUGACGUGUUUUUAACUGAGACUAAGAGGUGCUGCGUUCCCAUCAGUCCUGACAAAUGAAUCCAUUCCUGAAGGCAGAGGGCAGUGAAGUUUGGUGUUUGUAUGAUUUGAUCACCUUUAAAACAACCCACCAUGCCACAGGAAGUAAGAGUUCAGCCGGGACGCAGCUUCACUCAAUGCUGUGACUGUAUGAACGAAUUUCACAAAGCGCUGCUGCGUCUGCUGAAAGAUGGAUGUAAACACGCACUGGCAUUGUCACAUGCCGUUUUUAGCAGUACGACAAAAUUGCACACGCACACGGUUAACGCGCUUUCGUGUCUCUGCCCAUCUUCACCCACACGUUUCUUUCUUAGAGCAAACUUGUUCACACUCACUUUCUUUUGUUGUUUUUCUCUGAAUAUAUGAAAAUGGUCUAUGAUAUUAAUCGUCCAACUGUUUUUGCUUGUUUUCUGCUGGUUUCUUUGUGUGUGAUGGUUAAUGCGUAUCAGAUAAGUUUCUAAUAGAACAACAGAUUCACAGAACAACAGCUCGUACAGUAAACCGCAUCAGACGUGUGUGCAUGUGUGCGCUUCGCUACCAAAUAAAACACUGAAAUGUGCAAAUA